AUGCCCACCACAAGAAUAACCCUUUUCCCAUAUUUCCUAUCUCGUCCUCAUGCUAAAACCCUCCCUAAACCUCGUAUCUUUCUUCCCCACUUGGCUGCUUCAUUGGCACAAGUUGAUGAGACAUACAAAAUGGUGAAACCUGAUGGAGUUCAGUGUGGCCUUAUGGGAGAGAUAAUCUCAAUGUUUGAGAAGAAGGGGUUUGAUAAUCCCAAGAGACGAAAAGCAGAGUGUUUGCUGUUGGGUGUGGUGGGGGAAGGAAUUGAGGUUGGAAAUGGGUAG
Prunus armeniaca (apricot) is the source of this 279-nucleotide messenger RNA. The record is from the annotation of a GenBank genome assembly. Lineage: Eukaryota; Viridiplantae; Streptophyta; Magnoliopsida; Rosales; Rosaceae.